AUGCCUGCAUUCCAGACUCUACAAAGUAGCGGUCAGAAACGGAAACAUGGCGGUCAUGACCUCAGCGACGCCACCCGGAAGCGACAGGCCGUGGAGAGCGAUCAAGCGAAUGAGAAGACCGGGGGUCGGUUCUCCAGCGAGCAGUAUUGGAUGGUACAAUGGCGCAACCCUCAAUACAAGAAGCAUAAGACGUGGGAUGGAGACGCCGUGCUAGCGGUAAACGGCGCGAUAUGCACCCUCUACGAUAUGGAUGGCAAAGUGUUUAGCACGGGCAAGCCUCACGGCAUUGAGAGCGUCCGCAGUAUCGCUGAAGGCGUCAACUUCACUGUCGGGAACAAGGAGCUAGAAAUAGAUCGCGCGGUGCAAAGAUCAGAAUUUCUAUCUGGCUCUUGCUUCGGUAACAGUGCUGCUUCGUCCUCACCGGGGCUCCUUAGCACGGGGGCAUCGGGGAAGCAAUUUACUCCGUUGAAGCCGAAGACGAUGAAUGGGUUUAAGGUUCCCACACGGGUCCCCUCUGCAGAUACGAAGCAGGGAGUCCAGCUAGAACCGAUUAAUUUGAUCACUCGUGGUGACGAUCCCCUUGUCAAAGCUCAGGAUCAUUCCCAGGUCUCCUUCUGGAUUGCCAACUGGCGGAAACCUCAACAGAAGAAACACAAAACGUGGGAUGGCGAUGCCUUUGUCGCGCUCCGCUCGGAGAAGCUGACACUGAUAUCAGAGAAGGGCCUCAUUCUCGGAACAAAGAAGUGGGACGGUCUUCCGCUGUAUAGCGGUUACAGCACGUUCAUUGGCAGUAAGGAAGUAGAACUCGACAAUCGCGUCUCAGAGACAGAGCUUCCGAUAAUCAGUGGCUCCUCAAACGAGCCUGCUCUUGAUUUGGAGUCGUCUGAUCCUCCGUCUCCGCCGACGCAUUCAUCCUUCUUGUUGCAGGUGCGGAAAGAGAAUAGCGCAGAGGAGUCGAAGUCGGGUGCGAAUCUCCAGAAGUUCAUUGCUCCUGCCUCUUUCUACGGAAAAACGGCCCCCAAACCGAAGCCGAAGGGCCCGCUGCAUGACCCGAGCGCCGAGGGGGCUGUCGUCAUGAAGGCGCCCACGAAGGAGCAUGCCGCGAAGUUCAACAAGAAGAAUCUGCCCAUGGUGGAUGUGGUGAUCGACCCGAUCCUUGCUAGGCGUCUUCGACCACAUCAAGUAGAGGGAGUAAAGUUCAUGUAUGAAUGCGUGAUGGGGCUACGAAAACACGAGGGUAACGGCUGCAUCCUUGCUGACGAAAUGGGCAUGGGGAAGACGUUGCAGGCUCAUCGCGCCCUUAUAGAGCAAAAUCCAUACGCGGGUGCCGGCCCUGUCGUCGGAAAGAUCCUCAUUGUUUGUCCUGUGACCCUGAUCAACAAUUGGAAGAAUGAGGUUCAUAAAUGGCUCGGAAAGGAUAGGGUAGGCGUCUUUGUAGGAGACAAGGACAAAGCCGCCAUCAAACAAUUCAUCAACUCGAGGAUACAUCAAGUCAUGGUGAUUGGCUACGAGCGACUUCGUACUGUCAUCCCACCUAUAGGAUUGAUCGUCUGCGAUGAGGGCCAUAGGCUCAAGUCAGCCAACAACAAAACCUCCACGAUGUUCGAGGCGCUCCGGACUCCCCGGAGAAUUAUCCUUUCUGGGACGCCUAUACAGAACGAUCUAAGCGAAUUCCAUGCCAUGGUGGUGUAUUUUCUCGUGAUGACUUUCCGAGCGCUCAUUGAUGCAUAUUAUUUCCCUAUUCAGGCUGAUUUCUGCAACCCAGGUCUGUUAGAUGAUUACAACACCUUCCGCCGUGUCUAUGAGACGCCCAUCCUGAAGAGCCGAGCGCCCGGGUGUUCUGCCAAAGAAACGGAACUCGGGGAGGCGCGAUCUGCACAAUUAUCGGCCAUAGCCCGGAGCUUCGUGCUGAGAAGAGAGGCUACGAUCUUAAAAAAGUAUCUGCCCCCGAAGCAUGAAUAUGUCGUGUUUGUCACCCCAACGAAGCUACAGUUGUCCAUAUUCAACAAGAUACUUACGGCUGACAAGCUGGACAACCUCGUCCGCAACUCAACAGCAGAGUCGCUUGCACUGAUCAAUUUGUUGACGAAGAUCAGCAACAGCCCAAUCUUGCUAAAAGCGACGCUUGAUCGGGCGAAAAAUAAGGGCGACCAGAGCGGAGACAUGAUCAAACGGAAUGUAGUCCAAGAGGCUAUCAAGCUACUGCCAGAACACGCGCGCGUAGAGGAUGUGUCUCUCAGCGGCAAGUUGACUGCUCUGGCCCAUCUGCUUCGCACGUUGCGAAAAGAAACCGACGAGAAAUGCAUCAUUGUGUCGCAUUAUACUUCGACCCUGAACAUCGUCGAGGCAUUCUGCAAGAAGCAAUCGUAUACGUACCAUCGCCUCGAUGGGCAGACACCCGCGCAGAAGAGGCAGGAAUACGUCAACGAGUUCAACAGGACACCUCAGGCAAAGCGGUUCCUCUUUUUGCUGAGCUCGAAAGCCGGUGGCGUUGGCCUGAAUCUCAUCGGAGCUUCCAGACUCUGCUUGAUUGACUCAGACUGGAACCCCAGUCAUGACCUGCAGUCAAUGGCUCGCAUUCACAGGGAUGGACAGAAGCGUCCAGUCUUCAUCUACAGAUUCCUAACGACUGAGAAAAUCUAUCAACGGCAGGUGACCAAGUUGGGACUGAGCGACUCGUAUGGGAGCUCAGAGUCGAAGCUUGACUCGUUCACUCGAAAAGAUUUGCGCGACAUUUUCACCAUUCAUCCUGAUACGGCCUGCCAUACACACGACCUCCUCGAGUGCCCAUGCGAAAUGGCAGAUGGCCAACAUGCGCGAACAGAGGACAGUGAGUCCAGAGCAAGCCAUGAAGAGGCCGGUGACACAGAAGAAGAGAGCGAGGAAGAUGCACCCGUGAAGUUUGUCAGCGCGUCCCAAAUCAACCCAGAACAAAUUAACAAGAUGGACCGGGCGUACAUGAAACAGAAGAAGGCACAGCUUGCAGCGCUUGGUGCUUGGACGCACAUCAACUGUCUCAAGCGUGGGGCAGCGGGGAAAGUCCAUGACGAGGUUCUAGCGGAAAUGCUCUAUAAUCCGGACGCGAAGAAGUCCGGAGCUGCAGACCCUCAUCAAUCGCGGCUCAACAAUCUGCUCGAGGCAGUCGACCUCGAGAAUGUGCUCGCGGCGAGUAGUCCCUCCUUCAGUGUUGACGAAGUCCCGGGAGGCACUGUCUCGUUCUUGUUCGAAAGAGGAUCGAAGGCAGCGGUCGACGACGAGGCUGAUGGUGAGGCCGCUUAG
Molecule: messenger RNA, 3279 nt
Organism: Postia placenta MAD-698-R-SB12
Lineage: Eukaryota; Fungi; Basidiomycota; Agaricomycetes; Polyporales; Adustoporiaceae
Exons: 29
Coding region: 1-3279 (1092 amino acids)
Biological process (GO): double-strand break repair via homologous recombination; reciprocal meiotic recombination
Cellular component (GO): nucleus
Molecular function (GO): DNA translocase activity; ATP-dependent chromatin remodeler activity; ATP binding
Source: RefSeq, a predicted model, not a curated record